This is a messenger RNA of Dreissena polymorpha, 1939 nucleotides long. Its product is annotated as protein CutA homolog. Bases 59 to 511 code for a protein of 150 amino acids. Gene Ontology annotation, biological process: response to metal ion. Lineage: Eukaryota; Metazoa; Mollusca; Bivalvia; Myida; Dreissenidae. The transcript is spliced from 7 exons. Gene Ontology annotation, molecular function: copper ion binding. The record is from RefSeq and is a predicted model, not a curated record.
GAGCAGAAAGCUGACGGAAAUUUUAACGGAAAUAACCGAUCAAUUCUCGUACGACCAAAUGCUGUUGAAUCACAAAUCGAAAGUAGGAACUCUUACCUGGUAUUUUGGUGGCUUAUUGGUGUUGCUGGGUUGUUGUUAUAUGUCCAGCGUUAUUGGCGUUCUCCGUCGCUCUCUAGGCAGCAUGGCAAGCAGUUACGUUUCCGGCACGCACUCCAUGGCCUUCGUCACCGUACCAAGUAUGGACGUCGGCAAGAAACUUGCUCAUGGCAUCGUUCAAAGAAGACUGGCGGCCUGUGUGAACAUCAUUCCAUCCGUAACGUCCGUAUACGAGUGGGAGGGGAAAGUAAAUGAGGACUCCGAACUCAUUCUGAUGAUCAAAACCUCGAGUGAGAAAAUUCCAGAUCUGUCAAAAUAUGUGCGGGAGAACCAUCCAUACGAUUGUGCUGAAGUGAUCAGCGCAAAGGUAAGUCGUCAUCCAGGGAGAACCAUCCAUACGAUUGUGCUGAAGUGAUCAGCGCAAAGAUUGAGGACGGGAAUGAGCCGUACCUCAAGUGGAUCGGAGACACCGUGAACAAACCCGUCGUUUAAGCCAAAGGGGACGACAAAUAACAGUGAACAAUAAAUGACUUUUGAAUAGACAGCCAGCUCCCGUCUUAUUAAAGAUCGUACGACAAAUUUAAGUUACGACUGAAUCUUUAGUUGAAAACAAAAUAAAAAGAUAUGACUUUUGUUGUUUAAGCUAUGAGUCAAGUUAACCCUUUCAGUGCGGGAACCGAAUUUUGAAGGCUUUUGCAAACAGUUGGGAUCCAGAUGAGACGCCACAGAACGUGGCGUCUCAUCAGGAUCCAAACUGUUUGCUAUUCUGAUAAUAUUCUUUGAAAAAAAUCGAAGAAAAUGCUAAUUUUAGAAAUUCAGCAGACGACAUUUUAGCAGACGACAAAUUUCCCAGCAUGCAAAGGGUUAAAGAUACCACGGGAAGUAUCAGGAAACAGGAAAUAAACCUAUACUACAUGAUUUUUAACGAGUUUGCUUCUCAUUAGAUUGUUUUAUAAUUUGAAUUUGCAGUACGAUAUUUAAUAAGACCGGCCCCUGGUUUUGAUCAGUAUUUUUUAAAGACUAUAUUAUGGUGAUUGUAAAUCAUGUUCAGAUUUGUGCACUUCGGCUAAGAAAUUGUGAGUGAUGGGUUACGUUUUUGAUAUUCUUAAAUAGCCUCAUAUUUUUUUCAACUCUCCAACCACAAUGCACUCAGCUUUGAUACUUGGUAUGUUACAUCCGUUUGUUAUCCUCUUCGGAUGAUUCUUCAAAUUAUGUCCAUAGGUUCGAAACUUGACACUCUUUUUCACAGGUGAGCGAUAUAGGGCCAUCUGGACCUUUUUGUUUAAUUGAUCGUUUUAAAUGUGCUUUCGGCUGAAGAGUUGACCAUGUAUUACUUUAUUAAAGGGGCCUUUUUUCAAAUUUUGGCAUCGUAGUUCCACAAAAUAUAACGACAACAACAAAACUCUCCAAAUUAUUAAUUCGUUUCGCGUUGCAACGCUUUAUAAUUUUCGGGUUUUUAAAUCGUCAAAAGAUGCAUGUAUUGGCUAUUUAAGAGCAUGGCAAAUGUUCAGUAUUACCGUUUCCUCACAAAUAUCAUAACUAAAACGAAAAUUUGCAAAUCUGAAACAACUUUUUUCAAUUUUGUCAAUUUACCCAAACGUGAAAAGGCCCCUUUAAGAAACUGUAAAUGAUUUUCAUGAUACUGUUUUUGUAGUUCCAUUUCUGUCAUGAUAGUGUGUGUGAGCCAAUGGAUGAAAUGUGACGGGAAAGAAAACAAAACGAAUGCAAUUCGUAUGCCGUGCCCGUAGAUUUAAUGUUUGUUUCGCACUCACAGACAAUAUGAACACUCGUAAAACGAGUAUAAUCCAUUGUAUUUUGAUCUGAAUAAAAUAUAACAAACGUA